CAACCUAAAGAGAUUGAUUGACACAGCUGAGGCUGAUAACCAAGUCAGGGAAGUUCGGAGGAGAGUGACAGGACAAUACAAUACUAAUGAACGCUAUUUAGAUUGCCUUUCAGUGGCAUAUUGCUCAAUUAUAUAUAUAUAUAUUUUUUUUUUUUUUUUUGUUUUGUUUUUGUCGAAUCAUGUAUGAUAGCUUCUACUUUGGGCUUCUCUUCUUGUGCUUUCAACUCUGCGAGGUGAAUGCAAGUGAUGUUACCACUGCUCCACAAGGUGCCAUUGAGACCGAGUGUCGCGAUCGAUAUUUCUGGGUGUCUGUUGAUGUGGGCUUUGCAGGCCAUGUCCCAAGAUUUGAGGCUGUAGUUGAAAAUGGAGUGCAUAUUAUUAGUCAGGAUCAUGCAUCCAGGUGUGGCUACACAGUUAGGAACUUGAAUGGAAGGGCGUCUCUGAGGGCUUCCUAUUUCUCCUGCCACACCGAAAACCAGGAUGACAACAACUUCCUUUUCAAGCUGAAUGUUGUUUUGAUUGACCAUAAGGGGAGAGAGAAUAAAUACUCUCUCUCAGAGACAUGCACACUGCCGGUUGACUGGUCUGCAAAAGAGAUCCUCUGUGAAGAAAACUACAUAGAGGUGACAGUGGCGAGAGAUACACCCUGCAUGUCCGAUAAGCGCACCAAUAAAGAAGCGUGGCUGGCUGCUCUCGCUUUUGCCCAGAGAUCUGCCAUCUCUGAGUGGCAGAUAAUGUUCCUGAAUCAGGACCGUUUGGAUGCGAUGUCUAUCUCUGAAGCCAGUCGAAUGGGAUACAUGGUGGAUUCCACUCCAAACAGGGUGGUCUUUCGCUCUGCCUACAAUCAGCCACAUUCAGUAAUCACAGAGAUUGAUGGCAUUGCUGUAGAGGUGAUUCAUGCAACAGUGUUUUUCAGACAGAAAUGGGCGGUUGUGAUGCUUGACUUGUCUGCAGCAUGUACGAUAGCCCCUAGCUCAUUUGAUGGAGUGAUUUUGCACUGGAGAACUCCUAAAGUCAUGACCCCGAUGGUGCUGGACCUCUCUGGGUUUGUAAGCAGGAGUAUUGAGCUGGGUGUGGAUGCUCAGCUCAUGGACGAGACCACCAGGACAGCCAUGGGUUACAUGCUGGGAGAAGAUGGGCAGGUGGUGCACGUAUCAGUGCCUUUUGGUGCACCAGGAGGUUACAGAAUGAGCGUAGUCGAUAACAAUGUCUAUAAAGAAAGUUACGCGACUUUCCUAUGCUAUGAGCACAUCUAUUCGCAUGUGUUUACGGAUGAUACUGAAAUAGAGACCAGACAUCGGCAGCUACGACGUUUAGAGACGCCACUAGUUUCUCGGAUUCCUUUCGCUAUAGAUGAAACUUUGCCAAAUGAAGAGGUGUUCACCGUGUAUCUUGGUAGUUUUGCUUCGGAUGUGGAGCUCAUUGCAAUCAAGCUGAAUGAGAACUAUCUGUCAGUAACAGAUGACAUUCAACAGCAUUACUUCAUUACAAAAAUUCCUCACAUCAAUGGGACCCACGGUUUCAUCAUCAAGGUUCCUUUUGAAGAUAAAUCAGUUAACAGAGUGUAUUUGGGUGAAGGACUUCUCCACUACUCUGCAGAAAUGAACUACACUCUAAAUAUCAUCAGGCGAAACGACACAUUUUUCCACCAUGUCUCUCUUGUGGCACAUGUUAAUGAUGCUUUCCCUCCAGAUGUCACUGGUUUCUGUACAGCACAGAGCAUAAUAUUCAGAAUGAAUCAUGCGAGGCAAGCUGGACUUUGGGAGGUCUGUGUGGGGCAUCAAGCUCUCACAUCUGACUUAUCCAGGGAUAAGGGAUACACACUGAAGAACGACAGUGACAGUAUGACUCUGGAGGUCCCACUCUUCACAUCGGGCUACAUUUAUGAGGACAUCACAUUGCAGAGCUUUGUUGGCACUUUUGAGAUUCUUAUAAGAGACUCAAAGACUCUGGAGAUUCACAAGAGAACAACAAAGUCCUGUUACUUUCAGUCUGAAGAACUAACAGUGUGUUCCACAGAUGGAAUAAUGACCGUGGUGGCAACCACUACAAAAACAUGGCCAACGGUGACACCUAGCAGCACAAGCCUACUAGAUAGAAGAUGCAGACCCAAGGCAACUGAUGAGACAAGGGUCAUGUUUUCUUUUGGUGUGGAUACGUGUGGUACUAGAUUAAUGUUGGGUGACGGCUACAUUGUGUAUGAAAACGAGGUCAUUUCUGAUGAAGGUGCCAUAAUUGACCAGGAAUCAGCCAUUAAAAGGGAAUCAAAAUUUAGGCUCACUGUGAGAUGCUUCUAUCCACUUGACUCUGUUAAGAAGGUUUUUACAUCCAGAUUGUUUAAAGGACCUGAAUUUGGUACAGUCAAAUUUACAGACACUACAGAUGUAAUAGGAAACCUUAUCAGCUCUCAGGCAGCCUCUGUUUUUGACCCUAAACCAUGGGCAAAUAAACUUCCUCAUGAGACACAGUUUGUGCAAAGAGGACUUCCACACUCUGCGUAUCCCUCAUCAAAUCUGGGCAGGAAGACAUCUGAAGACAGUUACCACGCGAGCAAUAUUCCCUAUCCACAUAGACGUACCCAACUCUUCAAGGAAUCUGGGCAGCAAAAUUCUUUUAAUGGCUUGUUUGAAGACUACAGAUCUUUCCUUGUUGACCCUCCACAGAAAACGUCUAUGAAAAGGAGUGACCAAAAUCAUGAUAAUUCUAGGAUGAUUGGUGAUGACAGUUCUGCUUCAGCUUUCUACAGGGGAUCAAAACAUGCAUCACAUGUCAUAAAUGAAACCUUGCCGUCCAUUUUACAGUCUGUCAUUGCCAUUAGUAAUCCAACAAACUACAAUCCAAAUAGCAGUGAAGUGAGUGACCAGCUUUUCCUGAGAGAAUACAUGGACCAUUACACUCCUGACAGUGGUUUUCAACACUCCCCAGAUCGUUUUAAUGAACUGAUUAACAAUCUGUCUACUAAAGAUCCUUUACUCUAUACUGGCAAUAUUAGUUCUAACAAACUUGAAGCAGGCAAAAUUGAACGGGGCCAAAAACAUUUGGAAAGUUACAUACUUCCCACAUUCAACGUGAAAUAUAAGAACAGACUUGACACUGAAAGCAGUGCUCAGCCAUUUAAAGAGUACGGAUUGGACCUUUUACCUGUAGAAGAUGAGCAAAACAAUUUCAUGCAUGAAGAUGAUGACAAUAAUCCAAAGAAAUUAUCGUUUUUGCAUACACAUCAGCAAAAAGAAGUCGAAGAUGGGCAUUUUCUUUCUGAACAUAAACUUUUAGCAGUAAAACCAUCAUAUGACAAAUUGAGAGGGACCCUGUUCUUCCCUGGUAGCAGAAGCCGUUACGGUUCCAGCAUUCAUAAAGGAAUAAGAAGAGGAUGACCAUGGAGGCUGUAAAAAAUAGGAUUUCAUUGUUAAAUGGUGAAUCCAAAUUAUGAACUUUGUCAUGUUGAGGAAAGUGCAAUGAGAUUUGGCAAAUAACAUGACAGCCCCAGGCAGAAAAAUCAAGCCCAUUCAAACUGAGGGUGUAAUGUAUGGCAUACUGCUUUUGCAAAUAAAAUGCAUUGUGAUCACUAACUGUCAAGUUAAGUUGCAAUUUUUUGGUAAACA
Molecule: messenger RNA, 3602 nt
Organism: Onychostoma macrolepis
Lineage: Eukaryota; Metazoa; Chordata; Actinopteri; Cypriniformes; Cyprinidae
Exons: 19
Coding region: 180-3374 (1064 amino acids)
Source: RefSeq, a predicted model, not a curated record